Molecule: messenger RNA, 2169 nt
Organism: Balaenoptera musculus (blue whale)
Lineage: Eukaryota; Metazoa; Chordata; Mammalia; Artiodactyla; Balaenopteridae
Gene: ACBD4
Product: acyl-CoA binding domain containing 4
Exons: 9
Coding region: 544-1596 (350 amino acids)
Biological process (GO): fatty acid metabolic process
Molecular function (GO): fatty-acyl-CoA binding
Source: RefSeq, a predicted model, not a curated record
UAGGAUUAACCCUCUCCGCGCCCGGCCAGUUGCAGUCCCCAAAGGGGUAGAAGACUGCAAGCUGACUGGUCUGGAGAGGAUGGGGUGGCGCUAAGCCUGGAGACCCCGGCAGAAUCUGUGGUUGGAGGCUUGGACAGGUUGGCACCCCCGCCGGGCCUUUGAUCGUCCUGGGAGGGCCACCGCACGCUGCGUAGAUGUCCUUGGCAUCAACUUACGGACCCGUCCAGGAGGUCAAUCGGAAGCCUCCGGCUAGUGGCGAGAGGGAACCCAGGUGUCCGGGCAGUGGGCGCUGAGGAGUCGCUCAGAAGUAGGGCCCCAAGGCUCAGAGCAGCUGGGUAUGGGUACCGAAAAUGAAAGUCCAGAGCCGGACUGCCAGAAACAGUUCCAGGCCGCAGUCAGCGUCAUUCAGAACCUGCCUAAGAACGGCUCUUACCGCCCCUCCUAUAAAGAGAUGCUGCGAUUCUACAGCUACUACAAGCAGGCUACCAUGGGGCCCUGCCUGGUCCCCCAGCCUGGGUUCUGGGACCCUAUUGGACGUUAUAAAUGGUGAGCUCCCCAUCGGCUGGGCAAACAAGCCUCAGCUGUCAACCAGCAUUUCACAGCCCUCUGUCCCCCAGGGAUGCCUGGAACAGCCUGGGAAAGAUGAGCAGGGAGCAGGCCAUGUCCGCCUACAUCACUGAAAUGAAGCUGGUGGCCCAGAGGGUAGGGAGAGGCUGCGGACUCCUCUCUGUGACCAAGCUCUCAGCCAGGUGGCCUGCCCCCCACCCUUCCAGUCUGACCCCCAUUAUGUUUCCUGCACGUUGCUACCCCUAUGGGAAUUACCACCUUCAUGCUGUUCCCCCACCCCUGCCUGUCUCUGGUUCCCGACUGGGCACAAGGUGGGGAGGUAUGACAGGGCAGAAGCAGGGUGGAGGCAGCCCAGCUCAAGGGGGCAGUGGUGGGAGGGGCCAGCCCUUCCCCAUUAGACCCCCUCCUGCACAGGUGAUCGACACGGUGCCCCUGGGCGAGGUGGCAGAGGACAUGUUUGGUUACUUCGAGCCCCUGUACCAGGUGAUCCCUGACAUGCCGAGGCCCCCGGAGACCUUCCUGAAAAGGGUCACAGGUUGGAAAGAGCAGGUACUGAAUGGAGAUGCUGAGCCUGCCCCAGAGCCUCCCUGCCUUCCCAAGGAACCAGCACCCCCAAGCCCAGAGUCCCAGCCACCCAGGGACCAGGACUCUGAGGUUUUCUGUGAUUCCAUGGAGCAGCUGGAGCCUGAGCUGGUUUGGGCAGAGACGGGCGCCCUGGGAGGAGAGCUCAACACCAGAAACAGCACCGAGUCUCCUGCAGAGAAAGGGAGAUUGGAAAGCACCCUGCUGGGGCCCCAGGAAUUGGACACAUGGCUGGUGGGGACAGUUCGGGCGCUGCAGGAGAGCAUGCGGGACGUCCAGGGGAGACUGCAGAGCCUGGAGAGCAUGGCUGUCCCCUGCAAGCAGAGGCCUCCGCCCCGUGCCAGGCCUUGGCCCCUCAGGCUCUCUGCUCCCACGCUGCUCUUCUUCCUCCUGUGGCCCUUCAUCGUCCAGUGGCUCUUCCGACAGUUUCGGACCCAGAAGAGGUGACUCUCAAUGGAGGAGUCUGCAGCCAACGGAGGAGACUCUGAGUCUUCCUAGAGUUUAGGAGAACGGCGUUAAACCCGGCUCCCACCCCCUUCCUGCCGCAAUUAGUGUUUGCCUUGGCACCCCUCCCCUAAUGGGGAGCCGGAUAAGACCCCACUCUUCCUGCAGCUCCACAGGAACUCCCCUCCUCGCACCCCCAACCACCUCAACCUCCCUGGGGAGGCUGCACGUGUGGUGCACGUCCCCAGUUCAGGGUUGGCAGCUGAUUCAGGGGCAGGGCUGCCGGGUCUCAGCCUCUGCCUUCCCCACCCUCUGGGUCACCUGACUCCUUUCCCACCCCAGCCUCUCCCCGAGGAGGCUCAGCUUGUGGGCAAGUUGGGACUUGGGCCGGGGCCUGGAAGAAUGAUUGGCUGGGAGGCCCGACCGAGCUGGGGAAAGGCGGAGAGAGCUAACCCCGGGGGAGGGGAGUCUGCUCCGUUUUCCUGGCCGCCCUACCCCCACAUAUACUCAGGACGUCUUCACUAAACAUUAACUUACAAAAGAGUGUUUCACUAAAUAAAAUAAAACCUUCAUCUU